Molecule: messenger RNA, 2318 nt
Organism: Ricinus communis (castor bean)
Lineage: Eukaryota; Viridiplantae; Streptophyta; Magnoliopsida; Malpighiales; Euphorbiaceae
Product: putative UDP-glucuronate:xylan alpha-glucuronosyltransferase 3
Exons: 4
Coding region: 154-2124 (656 amino acids)
Biological process (GO): xylan biosynthetic process
Molecular function (GO): glycosyltransferase activity
Source: RefSeq, a predicted model, not a curated record
UUAACAACACCAAUUACAGAAGGACUUAAUUAUGUUGCUGCUGAAUAGAUUCUUAGUUCGCUAGCUUCUCUUUCUCUCUCUGUUUCGCAUUUUCGGUUUCCGCUUGAUAAUGAAAUCGUAACCUAGAAGAAGAAGAAGAAGAAGAAGAAGAAGAUGAGAGGAUCUUCAUCCUCGUCCUCAUCAUCACCUAUUCCUACAAUAGAGCCGAGACACCGACUCUCUUCUACCGCAGAAGAGAUAAGUGGCAGUAGCAAUAGCAGAAGGAAGUUUCUAAGAGAAAGGGGUUUUAAAGAUGUUGAGAAGGCACUUUCAGGUUCUUUCCAGUAUCGGAAUUUGAAGUGCAAGAUUACAACAUUGAAACUUGUGCUUGUUGUUAUUGCAUUAGCAACUUUGGUCACUUUCUUUCACUCUCCACCUGUUUAUAUUGCAGAUCACCCUUCCUCUUCUGCAUCUAGACCGGGUUAUCUGUGGAUAAGAGAGGAUGCUGCUGAUCCUCGUUAUGUCUCAAUUGCAGAUGUCGACUGGGGUCAGAUUUCUGAUAUUAUUGACAAACUAAAUGAUAGUAAUGGCUAUCAGGGAAUUGGGUUGUUAAACUUUAAUGAUAGUGAGAUUGAUAAUUGGAAGCAGCUGUUACCGGAUAUUGAUCAUGUAGUUCUACACCUUGACCAUCUAGCAAAAGACAUAACUUGGGAAUCCCUAUACCCUGAAUGGAUAGAUGAAGAAGAAGAUUUUGAAGUUCCCACUUGUCCUUCACUGCCCAAACUUAAAGUUCCUGGGAAACCACGGAUUGAUGUUAUUGCUGUCAAGCUCCCAUGCAACAAGUUUAAAAGCUGGUCAAGAGAUGUGGCUGGUUUGCACCUGCAGCUUGCAGCAGCAAGUCUUGCUGCUUCUGGUAAAAGUUAUCAUCCGGUCCGUGUACUUUUGGUGACUGAAUGCUUCCCAGCCCCAAAUUUGUUUACUUGCAAGGACCUUAUUUUGCGAGAAGGGAAUUUAUGGCUGUAUGAACCCAACCUCAAUAGGUUGCGAGAAAAGAUACAGCUCCCAGUAGGAUCUUGUGAACUUGCAGUUCCUCUCAAAUCUAAAGAGAAUUUCUAUUCAGAAAGAGCAAACAGGGAAGCAUAUGCCACAAUCCUGCACUCUGCACAUGUUUAUGUGUGCGGGGCAAUUACUGCUGCUCAGAGUAUCCGCAUGGCAGGUUCAAUACGGGAUCUUGUGAUACUUGUUGAUGAAACCAUUAGCGAGUAUCAUAGAGGAGGCUUAGAGGCUGCAGGUUGGAAAAUCCAUACAAUCCAAAGGAUUAGGAAUCCCAAAGCGGAACGAGAUGCUUACAAUGAAUGGAAUUAUAGCAAAUUUCGUCUCUGGCAGUUGACAGAUUAUGACAAGAUCAUUUUCAUUGAUGCUGACCUGCUAAUACUGAGAAAUAUUGAUUUCUUGUUUGAGAUGCCAGAAAUAACUGCUAUAGGGAAUAAUGCUACCUUGUUCAACUCUGGAGUAAUGGUGAUUGAGCCAUCAAACUGUACCUUCCAGCUGUUAAUGGAUCACAUCAAUGAGAUUGAGUCAUACAAUGGUGGAGAUCAAGGUUACCUGAAUGAAAUUUUCACUUGGUGGCACCGGAUUCCUAAACACAUGAACUUCUUGAAACAUUUUUGGGAAGGUGAUGAGGAAGAGAAGAAGCAAAUGAAAACUCGUCUCUUUGGAGCUGAUCCUCCAAUCCUCUAUGUCAUCCACUAUCUGGGCUACAAACCAUGGUUAUGCUUCCGGGAUUAUGACUGCAACUGGAAUGUAGAUAUUCUGCAGGAAUUUGCCAGUGACGUUGCUCACAAAACAUGGUGGAAGGUGCAUGAUGCUAUGCCAGAAAACUUGCAAAAAUACUGCUUGCUCAGGUCCAAGCAGAAGGCAGCAUUGGAGUGGGAUAGGAGGCAAGCCGAGAAAGCUAACUACACAGAUGGUCAUUGGAAAAUCAAGAUACAAGACAAACGUUUGGAAACCUGCUUUGAAGAUUUCUGUUUCUGGGAGAGCAUGUUAUGGCACUGGGGUGAAACAAAUUGGACAGAUAAUGCAACUGUUACCCCAUCACCUCCUCCUCCUCCUGCUAUUUUCACCAAAUCUCUCUCAACUUUAUGAUUGCUUAUUCUUUUAUACUUACAAUUUUACGUACAGUUGACAAACAUAAUCCAAUAUAUUGAGAGUUGAGCUAUGCUUUUGGAAAUUGUAUCAACAAAUAGAGGGUCAAAUCAAUUGCUGUUAAUUCGAUUGCUUUGUAACACACUUUAAGCAUAUGAUCUAGUUGCUAUCCUGUAAACCUUUUUCUCUACCUA